ACGGGCUCGGACCCGCUCCGCUCUGCGCGGGGCCGCCGAGUCAUUGUCGGUGCGGUGCCGGUCCGGGUCCGCACCGUCCCUCCUGGUCCCGCCGGUCCCGGUCCAGGUGCUCUGCCGGUCGCGGUGCUGCCAGCACCGGCACACAGCUCCCCUCUCCUCUUCAGCACAAUGGCCUGCCAAGAGAGUGAGUACCUGGAUGACCAGAAGAAAUGUGUCCCCUGCAGAAAGUGCAUGCCUGGGCAGGAGCUUUCCAAGGACUGCGGUGACGGCAGCGGCGGGGACGCGCAGUGCGUGGCCUGCCCUCCCAGGAAGUUCAAGGACCGCUGGGGACACCACGGCUGCAAGCCCUGCCUGUCCUGUGCCCUCAUCAAUCGCCUGCAGAAGUCCAACUGCACAGCCACAGCCGAUGCAGUCUGCGGGGAGUGCCUGCCGGGGUUUUACCGGAAGGCUCGGAUCAGCGGGCAGCUGGAGUGGGAGUGCAUUCCCUGCACCAAGCAGACUCCAUCCUCUGAGCCACAGUGUCGGUCCAGAACGAGCCUGGUGAAGGUUGCUGUCCCUACUGUACCACCACAGGACACAGCCCUUCUUGCACUGACCAGCAGUGCCCUGGUCAUCAUCGUCCUGGUGCUUCUGGCACUUUCCAUCAUCUACUGCAAGCGAUUCUGGAAAAGCCAGUGCCAGAGAGUCUUCCUGAGGACUCAGAACUUCUCGGGCCAGCGAGCAACGUUCCCAACUGCAGCAGCACCCGGCAGGUUCCUGUGUGAGGAGCAGAUGUCUGGACCCUGCUGCCUGGGUGUGAAGAAUUUGAGCCCUUGCUACAGGCAGGCAGAAGGCCCCGUGGAAGCGGUGCAGUUCAUUUCAGAUGGGGAAGCCGUGGGUCUCCAGCUCCCCUCUCUCCAGCCAGAGAUGGACUUGCCACCAGCUAUUGCAGUCAGCACUGCCUCCAAGGCCCAGCUGGGCAGGAGCCUCCUGGAAAGCCAGCCCCUCAUCCGAGCCUCAGGCCACAGUGACUGCCUGGACGGGGUCCUGCCUCCCCCCACCCCCAGGCAGGGCCGGCCGGGCACGGUGGAGGCCCUGGCCCCCCUCUCCUCCUGUGCCUCCGAGAUGCAGCACAAGUGGCCACAUGCACCUGUGGAGUGCACUGAGCUGGACCUGCAGAAGUUCUCCAGCCAGGCUGAGUUUGUGGGUGGUGAGCGGCUGGAGGAUGCAGCAAGCCGGGCCAUGAAGAGGAUUCCAGCAGAGAGCACUGGGCUGGUGCAGGAGGGGGCUCAUCACUUGCCCACGGCCGAAAUCCCACCUGGGGAGCAGCCGGUGGAUGAUGCCCUGAGCCUCGUGACUCAGAUCAGCAGCACGGCCAAAGGUCUCCCAAUAGCAGAGCUGCCCCAUUCCUUGGUGCAGUCACUCGCCUUCUUGUUGGACCCUUCCUUGAACGGUGUGAAGAACUUCAGCCACGUGGCCCUGGAGCUGGGGCUCAUGCCCCAGGUGCUGGGCCGGAUUUCGGGCUUUGAGCAGCUGGUGGCACACUUCAGGCACGCGGGAGGCGCGGUCACCGUCCCGCUGCUGGCGCAGGCGCUGCAGCGGCUCCAGCGCUUCGACGCCCUGCUCCUGCUCUGCGACCACUUCACAGCCAGCCCCGCGCCCGACCGCCAGCGCUAGGGGACAGGGAGGCACGCAGGGAGCUCCAUGCACUGCUGCUCGUGUGAGAGAGGAUCCUGCAGCGGCAGCCACGUAACCUCCCUGGUGUGCAUGGCAGGAGGACAUAGAGAUGGAAUGGAAGGACACAAUGGGGUGUCUCUGCACUGGGGUUCCAGGAAGCACAGCUUUUCCCUGCUCCAGAGGCUGUGGCAGCUUGCCUGUCAGUCUCUGUGCUGCCCAUGCUGUGGUGCUCUGGCUCUGCAGUGCUCUCCUGCCCUGCUGUUGCCAUGAGGCUUGCUGACCAUGGGCAGUGCCCUCCUAUGAGCCCAGCCAUCUCCUCCCUUCCAUUCCAGCUUUCCCUUCCUUCCUCUGGCCCAUGCUCUGCUUUCCCAGGUGCCAGUUGCCACUUCCUCAGUUUACUUUUCAGUUGUUUCUCUCCCUCUGCGCUGCGAUUUCCUUGGCAGAGGACCUGACCAUGGCUGAUGUGCCAAGCUCCAGCCUUUUCCCUCCUGUGCCACCCUGGCACUUUCCUCUCAUGUCCAUUUGUGUCUCCUGCAUGAAUUUCAGACUGAUUCCUAGAAUGAGCUGAUAUAAGUCCUCGUUGGGCUGUGGCUGUUGGCCAUGGGCAGGUGCUGGCUCACCCCAGCCCUGUGGCUGUUCACUGCCCAUUGCCUCCAAGGCUUCUCAAACCACUGUGGUGGCACAGGGUGUCAGGGGCAGGGACACUGCACCACGGGUGGCAGCUGAGGGCUGAAGCUGUGACUGUGGUCACAGGCAGCAGUGAUGUUGCUGUGCCAGCCACAGCAGAAGCUCCUCCUCUUAAAAUAAUAUUUUUAUUAUUUUCCUGCCUAAAAAUGGCCUGAUUUCUCAUUCCUGGGAGUUGCUACUGGGAAAGGGGAGCACCCUUCUGCUUGGUAUUUCAUCCUGGGGGAUUUGUCAUAACUUGCCGCGGUCUUGCUGUCACCGUUCUCCCUGCUCUCAGUGCUGUGCCUGAGCCGGGGGGCUGCAGACAGCUGGGCUGUUCUGGGCCUGCCCUGGCCACUGGGGCUGUGCUGGUGGCCCUGGCUGGGAGCGGGGGCUGCAGGGACACGUUCCUGAGCGGGGCACAGCGGCGCGGGGGCGGCCAGGCACGCGGGGCCGGAGCAGCUGCGGCCGUGGCUCGGCGCCCGACAGCGCUGACAGAGCUCCGUGCUGCUGUGAGCACAGGGCUGGGGUCCCUCCUCUGUGGGCCAUUCCAACUCAGGAUAUUAUGUGAUAAGUGUCGCCCUAGCUGUGCCCAGGCUCCCAGGCAGCAUCACGGGCUGAGCUGGUGCUGCUGGCUCUGCCUCUGCUGCUUUGUCCCUCGCUGCCGAGUGCUCUAUGCUGUCCUGCCUGUCACCGGGGUCUCAGGCCAAGCCGUGGUGUGGUGGUCACCAGCAAGUGGCACUGUUACCCCACUGGCUGCUGCCCCCACCCUCGGCUGAGCCCACAGAAUUCUCCUUUAUCUGAGCACAGUACCUGAAAGGAGCGGAUGCCCUUCUAGGAAGGCAGAUCUCCCACACCCAGGGUAGAAAUAGCUGCUGGUGUUUCCCUGUUUAAAGAUGUUGGGGCUUGAAAGCACCUAGGAUGUGCUCAGAUAAGUGAAGGCAUGGACAGUUCAGCUGGACCUGAUGCUUUUCCCUCACUGCUUGUUUCUUCAGUCAAGAUUGUUUUAUUGCUCUUUGCUCCCCAAGACCCACAGCGUUGAACCUUGUGCCGUGUGGGCCAGGAUUAGUCAGACUCUGCUAGGGAGAAGCUGGGAGUGUUGCUAUAGCACACACAGCCUGGGGCCAGGGAUUUCCUGUUUGAGGCUUUUCUGUGGCAGGGAGACUGCUGGGUUUAAUCACCUCACAAAAUCCAAUAAAUAUUUAAUCCCUCUGUGGACAUAGUCACUUCCAGUGGGAAGGAAAAUAACUUCACCCACUACAUGUGAGUAAGAGCCUCCCUGCAGCUCAGUUUGCUGGCUCUGGCUCUGAAGUUUGAACUGGACUGGACAGCUUGUCCUGUGUGUUCCUGUGUCACCAGUGUGUGGUCACUUGGAGUGUGCAGAGCAGUGGCAGGAUGGCAGAGGCAGCCCACUCCUGUCACUGGGAAGUGUCAGGAGCAGGAGAUGGGCAGGAAGGGCUGUUAAAUUAGUGCUGUGGAUAACAGGGACAUGUCACUGGUGUGUGCUGCAAAUUUCUUCACGUGCUGGGCAGCUCCACUGGUGUGCCAUGGUGGGGCUCUGGGCCAAGCAAAUGGAGGGAGGCUUUAGUUCAUUUGUUUGGGGUUUUCACUCACUUUUAUAAAGAAAUCAACCCCUUUUCCUUCAUAGCUUUUAAGGUGAAGUUAUUUUUCAGUUGUUUGAUGUCUGAGCUAUAUUACAGCCAAAACUGAACCCCUGCCUUGAGGGUGCAGCACACUGGGUGUGCUGUGCUGUGUAUGGCUGUGGGCUGUGCCAUACAGGGUGGGCAGGGUGGUGUGUGCCAUGCCACAGCUCCUGCCCCACUGGUGCUGCCCCUCGGGCCCUGGCUGUGCCACAGGGUGUGCUGCCUCAGCACUGGUUGGCAGGACUGGUUUUACUUGUGUUUGAACUGUUCUGGCUUCUCCUGCAGAGCCUCACACGUGGUGUCAGUGCAGGUCACAGUGGCUGGUGCUCCAGCAGGGCUGGACUCUGCACAAGAGCGUUGCAGGACUUGGAUUUUCAGCAGUGAGGCUCCCCCAGCUCCCAGCCAAGAGCUGCUCCCCACUCUCACUGUGCUCCUGGCAGGCACCUGCCUUCAGCUGUGGUGACAACCAGCUGUGUUUACAAGGGCCAAAAGUUCAACAGGUAGCCUUUAGCCCACCCUAAGACCCUUUGGCCAGCCAGAGCCCUCAGGGAACCACGAGAGCCUUGAAAACAGGGAUAAUGCUGUGACUUGGACAUGAGAACAACGGUGAUCCCUGAGCAGGGAACUGCUUCAGCGGGGAACCAAUGGACUUGAUACUUGACUUCUGUUUUUUAAUAGUGUUUUCAACAUAAUACAUGGAAUGUAAGGUAGGGAAAUUCCUGCAGUGCUGGAUCUCACGUCACAGCCUUGGGAAGCCACUUGUGCCAAGCUGGCAUAGCUUGCAGAGAAGUGAAAGAAAUCAAAUAACUCUGCAUCUGUGCAAACUUGAGCUAGGGCUGAACAGUGGAAACACUCCAGUGCAAUGAGGUUAUUUUUUUACAAGCGAUUGGUUUCCACACCAGUCUUGCCUGGAAGUCUGAUUUGCAGAGGAAUUUGUAUGAUAAGUUUAAAUCUAGCCCUGUUCUGGGAAGCUCUUAAGCAUAGACUUAAAAUAGGCACAUACUUCACUGUUGUUAGUGUUUAUUCUGGUGAACAAUUGGUGAACAUCCCUCGGGUGCUGUUCCUGAACAGGGAGCUCAGGAGAGCUGUCCCUCCAAUGUACUUUUACAGAAAUAAGCAAUACUGAAGAAAACUUGGUAUUACCAAUCUGGGCACACUUCUUGGAAGAGUCUGCAUGUGUUGAGGGGAGAUAUCCUCUCUGUGUUGGAUUAGUUAAUACUUCAGACUCUGGUGCUUUUAAAAAAAGAUAAUCACUACAUUUCUGUAGCCAUGAUUUACCCAAGGGAAUUCAUGUUGUUUUUUAUGGUAGAUGUUAUUUUUCUUUAAGGUUACGAAUAGGUUAUUUAUAUUUUUGUAAAUUCUGCGCCGUUACCAUUUGUAAUUCUGCUGUAGUGUUGUUUAUGUUGGGUUUGGGGUGUUGUCUGUGUUCAAAUCAAGCAGAAGCUGAAGCUCCUGCCCCCUGUUAAUGGAAGGGGGUUGGUUCCUCACAUUCCUCCAGACCUGGUGCUCUUGAGUGAUGUGUGUUUGUAGCUCAAUAAAUUUUGGAGCCAGACA
This is a messenger RNA of Catharus ustulatus (Swainson's thrush), 5516 nucleotides long. It is a transcript of the gene EDA2R, whose product is annotated as ectodysplasin A2 receptor. Gene Ontology annotation, cellular component: plasma membrane. The transcript is spliced from 9 exons. The record is from RefSeq and is a predicted model, not a curated record. Gene Ontology annotation, biological process: positive regulation of canonical NF-kappaB signal transduction; tumor necrosis factor-mediated signaling pathway; positive regulation of JNK cascade. The coding region runs from base 169 to 1656 and encodes 495 amino acids. Lineage: Eukaryota; Metazoa; Chordata; Aves; Passeriformes; Turdidae. Gene Ontology annotation, molecular function: tumor necrosis factor receptor activity; protein binding.